Molecule: messenger RNA, 918 nt
Organism: Henningerozyma blattae CBS 6284
Lineage: Eukaryota; Fungi; Ascomycota; Saccharomycetes; Saccharomycetales; Saccharomycetaceae
Exons: 1
Coding region: 1-918 (305 amino acids)
Cellular component (GO): nucleus
Source: RefSeq, a predicted model, not a curated record
AUGAAGUUGGAUAAUGAUGAAGAAAGAAGAAAAAAACGUCUAGCCAGAUUUGCCGUAAAUACUGACACUAGAAAAGCUACGGAUAAGAUAAGAACAAACAAGACAGAUUCAAUUAUUGUUGGAUGUUUUCAAACAAUAAGCAAACCAUAUAUGCGCUUAACAUCAGAGCCUAAUCCAGAAUUUAUUCGUCCAAUUCAUAUACUUAAAAAAGCUUAUGAAACGUUUUUAAAUGAAAAAAUCAAUAAAGAAAUAGAAUACAGUAGAUUCAUUAGUGAAUUUAAAAGUAUACGACAAGAUUUAACAAUUCAAAGGAUAAGGGAUGAAUUCACCGUUAAAGUAUAUGAAAGUAAUAUUGAAAUUAGUAUAGAGAAUGAAGAUUUUAAUGAAUUUAAUCAAUGUAUUACUCAAUUGAUACCAUUAUAUUCUGAAGUCAAGGAACAAGCAGAAAACGAUAAAAGAUUGCAAUUUAUAAAGUACAACAUGAUCAGAUUGAUAUUUUUAAAAGAAUGGGAUUCUCUAAUCGAGAUGUUUAUCAGAUAUAAGUUAAAUCAGAAUGAAAAACAAAUUAUGCUAGAAUGGGAGUUAUUUGACGCCAAAAUUGUGGGCGAUUAUUAUAAAUUAGCUCAAACGAUUGAAUCGAUUUCAGAAAAGAAUAUGCUAAUGGGGAAACUUUUAGAAUAUUAUUUGAAAAAUGAAAGAAAUAAUAUUAUUCGUGUAUUAAUUUUGAGCUAUAAUCAAUUAAAUUUCGAGAUGUUAAAGGAAAAAUUAUAUUUCAAUAAUAUUGAAAACUUGGGUAAAUAUUUAAUUGAAAAUAAAAAAUAUCAGGAGUUUAUUGAAAAGAAAGUUUUAGAGAAUGGUAAAGAAUUACAAAUUUUAAAUAGCAGAAAAAUUCGACUUCAAAAUUCAGAUAACUUCUAA